AUGGAUCCGUAUGCAGAUCAAAAGCAGAUGGAUUCCCAUUUUGUUGCGCCAAGCAGUUGUGUAGAAGAUCCUUGUAAGCGUACCACUGCAGGCGACCUUCAUUCAAAUCUGGAAGCUCCAUCGGCUGAUGGCAUCGCGGCUUGUAAUGCUGGCCUCUUAUCAGAUGUGCCCCCUAAGGCUUGGAGACCUGUUGCUUGCGAAUCGUCACGCCCUAUAGACACUCUUGCACAACUGAACCGCCAGGAGCCGCUAGUGAAGGGUGAUGAUGUUAGGGAAGAAGAAAAUGAAGAGUGCGAGUGGGCUGAAGAGGAAAACAUAGUGCGAAAGCAGUCUCGGCAAAGCGCCUCGGGCCAGCGAACACCUGCUGGUUCUGCUGCUAUUCCAUGUGUUCGGGACGAGGAAGAAAUGGGGGGUCUGGAUUAUAUGCAAGAAAGUAGUGUUAUUGGUGAUUAUAGAAGCGGCGGUGACUGCGAUGUCUUUACCCAGACGAGUGGCGACAGCUCAGGCUCCGUUGAACUGAAAAUUUCAAAUCAAAGCGACAGUGUUAUCUUAAUGGUUAUCGAUAUAUAG
Molecule: messenger RNA, 570 nt
Organism: Protopolystoma xenopodis
Lineage: Eukaryota; Metazoa; Platyhelminthes; Monogenea; Polystomatidea; Polystomatidae
Source: the annotation of a GenBank genome assembly